Messenger RNA from Brassica napus (rape), 1860 nucleotides. RefSeq lists its product as uncharacterized. The record is from RefSeq and is a predicted model, not a curated record. The transcript is spliced from 7 exons. Lineage: Eukaryota; Viridiplantae; Streptophyta; Magnoliopsida; Brassicales; Brassicaceae. The coding region runs from base 1 to 1860 and encodes 619 amino acids.
AUGGGUGUGGUGAUGGGGAAGGAUGAGAAGGUGAAUAUCCCGCAUCUGUACAUGAAGUUGGCAAUGGAUUUGGAGAAGCUUCGGAAUUACCCAUGGGGUCUGUAUUCGUUUGAUUUCCUUCUGAAGCAAAUUGAUAAAACAAGGCAUAAAUUAGAGCAAAAAGAGGGGUAUCUGAUGGAAGGAUUCUUGUUUGGUUUCCAAAUUUGGAUAAUGGAAGCUGUUCCUGCUUUAGGAGAGAUUUGUGGCACAAAAGGGAUUUUGCAUUCAUUCAUGGAAUCCCACAUAGAUGGAGUGGUCCUUUUGGCAACUGAUUUUGUACAGAAGGAUGAGAAGAAAGAUGAAAGAGUAGAUCGCAUUUUGGAUAUGAUCAAUAGUAAACAUGAUUGGAACAAUCAUGUUUGGAGAGUAAAAGAAGCUACGAACUCUGAAUUUGAGGAAUCUGGCGAAGAGAAAGGAGAGGAUCAAAUAGCUGAUACUGAGAGAGGUGAAAAUAGUCAUGUUGCAGGGAAUGUUGAUGGCACAGCUGAUGUUUCGGGAAGAAACAAGAGAAAGCAUGCAGACCGAGGAGCAGAGUCAAGGAAGAAGAAUGUUUUGUGCCACCUAGCUGCUUCAUCAAAAGGGAAUAUUGACACAGAUAUGAAAAAUUUCUUGGAGGAUCUGCAGUUCUCGGACAGGUUGGGUAAGAUUGAGACUGAGGUUACACAACUCAGGACAGCUUCGGAGAAAACUGAGCAAUUUGAGACAGUUGUAACCGACAGAUUGGGGAAAAUUGAGGCUGAGGUUACACAGCUCAGGACAACUUUAGUGGUGACUGAAUUGGUGGGAAAGAGUGAUCAAGCAAGCGGUCCUAGCAUGACCAAAAUCAACAGUGGUCCUAGCACCAGCAAAAAAGGUACUGCUCCAUCAAAGAAAAAGGCUGUAAAAAACCAAGAGUUAAAGACUGCUGAUUCGUGUGUCAAUUUACCUCGUGCAAAAGUUACUCAAUCAUCAGCUAGUGAUCUUCGUAUGGGUACACAAGAGUUUUUGGAAAGUUGCAUGAAGAACCUUCCAUUAGACACAUUUGUGAAAGGUUUGAAUCCUUCUCAAGCUAAAGUCGAAGAUUCAUUGGAUUGGUUGGAACUUCCAAAAUCAUUAAAGAAGCCAACAGAUACAUUGGAACUUCUAAAAUCAUUGAAGAAGCCAGCGAUUGGUCCAUCUAUGUUAGACGGUGAUCUAGCCGGACGUAUUAUGUCUGCCAGCAGUUGGCUUAAAAACUACGAAAUUGAUGCUAUAAUGUAUGUUUUUCGGGAAAGAACAACAUUGAAACUAUGGAACGUAGACCGUGUUGCUUUCAUGACAUGCGUCUUCAGCGACCUCAUUGCUAAGGAUUACCAGAAUUUCUGUAAGGGUAUUAAGAAAUACACUAUGGAUCCAUUAUUACUGCAAUACGGUAAAGGUGAACUGCCUUCCCAUGGAAGAACACGGAUGUUGUGGAAUGUCGAUGUGGAUCGGAUGUACGUUCCUGUCUGGGAAGUGGAAGCUUUCGCGCAGCUUAUUCCUCGGAUUGUCAAGGCCGUGCAGUCAUUGACAAUACAUAAGCAUCUCCACAUCACUCCGUACAAUGUUUCCUAUGUACCUAUGAGUGGUCUUAACCGACUUCAAUGUCAUUGUGGUGUGUACACUAUAAAACACAUCGAAUGCCACGUGCUUGGGUUGGACAUAUCUAUGGUGAGUGAUGAGAACAUCUGGGGAGCUCGGAUAAAGAUUAUGUGGGAUCUAUGGGAAGCAGCUAAUGAUCUAGAGCUGAUUGAGAGAAUGUCAAAGUAUGAACCUAUUAAGUGUAGUACGCCUGCCGAGUAUGUUGAGAUUGAUGAUUUAUGA